AUGGAACAACCUCAACAACGUUUAACACGUCAAGCAAAAGAGAACCUUUCGACGUCGACUUCUUCAUCUCGUGUUCUCGAUGCUUCAACACGUGCACGACGCACACAAAAGUUCCUCGAAUCACUCGAACAAGAUAACUUUCAUGAAGAUCCCAGUGACCCAUCGUCCUCGUUCGAUUCCACGUUGACUCAAGAACAGUUGGCGAAAACUCUUCAGAAUACAUCAGCGUUUGGGUACAGUCGUCAAUCAAAAGGCUUGAUACUUGAAUCGGAUGAACCAACACAGACACCCAACUCAUCGAACAAACGUCGUAAAGUUCAGUUCAAAUACGAUGUUUUCAAAACACGUUUUCGCAAAAAUCUACAAACAAUAUUAGACGAAGAACUGGGUCCAAACGGUGAAAAAUCGUCUGAAGCAAAAAACUAUUUCACUAUUGUUGCUAAACCAUCGAAAUAUCCACCAUUGAAACUCUGUGCUGUAUGUGGAUUAACAUCUCAAUACACGUGUCAAAUAUGUGGAAGUCUUUAUUGUUCAUUAAAAUGUCUUGAUAUUCAUAAAGACACACGAUGUUUAAAAUUCACAGCUUGA
Adineta ricciae is the source of this 588-nucleotide messenger RNA. NCBI's taxonomy places the organism in Eukaryota, Metazoa, Rotifera, Eurotatoria, Adinetida, Adinetidae. The record is from the annotation of a GenBank genome assembly.